AUGAGCAAAACACUCCACCAAAGAGGCCACAGAUUUAAAGACUACUAUGAUAGCAUGGCUAGUUUGGCAUCAAAUAUGCUGGGAUCGGAGUCAAGGCCAGAGAGCAACAAUUUUUUGGAACCUGCUUUCACUUCAGAUCUUGCCAUUUAUUAUGUGCAAACUAAGUGCACUCAGGAUAACAUUCUAUUCCCGCUUAUUUACCAAGUAGGAGGCACUGAUGUGCAUCAUCAUAUGGAAACAUUUCCAUACACGAUAGCAGGCUUUCAUGUGGAUAAAGAAAUUGAAUGUAUUGACGUUAUAAAAUUUUGGCGUAAUAGUUCUUCUGAAAUCAACAAUGAGUUAUAUGAAGGUCAUGAAAGAAGUUUCCCACAACAGAUCAAUACAAUAUUUUCAGCUUUUGAUUUUCUAUAUCCGAACGGGAAUGGAUUCAAUGUUACUGUAUGGUACAAGUCAACCUACAAGGAUGUCACUAAUUUUGGUCCUACUGCAUUGUUGUGA
This is a messenger RNA of Lathyrus sativus (Indian pea), 498 nucleotides long. NCBI's taxonomy places the organism in Eukaryota, Viridiplantae, Streptophyta, Magnoliopsida, Fabales, Fabaceae. The record is from the annotation of a GenBank genome assembly.